Sesamum indicum (sesame) is the source of this 2446-nucleotide messenger RNA. RefSeq names its product subtilisin-like protease. The record is from RefSeq and is a predicted model, not a curated record. Gene Ontology annotation, biological process: proteolysis. Gene Ontology annotation, molecular function: serine-type endopeptidase activity. NCBI's taxonomy places the organism in Eukaryota, Viridiplantae, Streptophyta, Magnoliopsida, Lamiales, Pedaliaceae.
AUAUAUGAUCAUCCACACCUCUACCUUUCCCAACAACCUCUUCCUAACCUCUUCCUGUUACCAUUGAUCUUCAAUUCUUGAACAUUCAAUCAUGGGUUAUUACAUGUUUUUUCUCACAUUAGUGUGUGUACUCAAUUUCCAUACUAUUGUAAGAGCUCAAGAGAGCAAACUUGAAUCAUACAUUGUCCAUGUUGAGAUGCCUCGGGGCCCAACUGUGAGUGCUCUUACGGAUGAUUUGGAAGGCUGGUACCAGUCAUUUUUGCCCACAACGUUGUCCAGCUCAUCGGUCGAUGGGCCUCACAUCAUCUACUCCUACCACAAUGUUUUCAAAGGCUUUGCGGCCAGACUUUCACCGGAGCAUGUGAAAGAGAUGGAGAAGAAGCCCGGUUUCGUGUCUGCUCGGCCCCAGAAAACACUGCCUCUCCACACAACCCAUUCUCCUAAUUUCUUGGGCUUGAACCAAAACAUGGGAUUUUGGAGGGAUUCCAAUUAUGGAAGAGGUGUGAUCAUUGGUGUGUUGGAUAGUGGCAUAAACCCUGACCACCCGUCGUUUAACGACGAAGGGAUGCCACCUCCGCCUGCCAAGUGGAAGGGCCAGUGCCAGUUCAACUCCACUAUGUGUAACAACAAGCUUAUUGGAGCGAGAUACUUCACAAUAGGGAACGGGACACCGUUGGAUGAGAAUGGCCACGGCACGCACACUGCAAGCACUGCUGCAGGGAAUUUUGUGAGAGGUGCUAAUGUGUUUGGCAAUGCUAAUGGAACUGCAGCGGGAAUUGCACCUCUUGCUCAUAUAGCCAUGUACAAGGUUUGUAUUACGCGUUGCUCGGAGAGUGAUAUUCUAGCUGGAAUGGAUGCUGCAAUAGACGAUGGUGUGGAUAUAAUUUCACUCUCCCUCGGCAGCCCUGCCACAAACUUUUACGACGAUAACGUUGCAGUUGGCGCUUUUAGCGCAGUGGAGAGGGGCAUUUUUGUGAGUUCCGCAGCUGGAAAUAGGGGCCCAUCUCUUGGUUCUAUUGAAAAUGGUGCUCCGUGGCUUCUCACUGUGGGGGCCAGCUCAGUUGACAGGAAAAUUAGGGCAACUGCAGUGCUCGGAAACAAUGAAGAAUUUGACGGCGAAUCCACCUUUCAGCCUGCUGAUUUUUCCUCAACCCUGUUGCCUCUGGUUUACCCUCGGUUGAAUUCUAGCAAUCCUAAUGCCCAAUUUUGCUUGCCAGCAUUAUUGAGAAACAUCGACGUGCAGGGGAAAAUCGUCUUGUGUGAACUAGGUGGAGGAAUAGGGAGAAUCGCAAAGGGCAGUGCGGUACGGAAUGCGGGUGGCGCCGCCAUGAUUCUCAUCAACCAGCAGCCUCAAGGCUACACAACGCUUUCCGAAUCUCACGUUCUUCCAGCCACACACCUCAGUUACGCAGAUGGACUGAAAAUCAAAGCUUAUUUGAAUUCGACAUCAUCCCCAACGGCCACUAUUUCUUUCAAAGGGACUAUAAUUGGCGACGAUCGCGCCCCAGCAGUUGCAUAUUUUUCUGCCAGGGGCCCCAACAUCGCCAGCCUUGGAAUCCUGAAGCCCGACAUUAUUGGCCCCGGCAAUAACAUCCUGGCAGCCUGGCACAUCUCUGUUGAAAAAAACACUAACACGAAAUCCAAUUUCAACAUCAUUUCAGGAACCUCGAUGUCUUGUCCUCACCUCAGCGGUGUCGCAGCCUUGCUAAAAAACGCUCAUCCUGAUUGGUCCCCGGCUGCAAUUAAGUCCGCCAUCAUGACCACCGCCGACCAAGUAAACUUGGCUGGAAAUUUUAUCGAAGAUGAAACUCUAAGACCCGCCUUCGUCUUCGCCGUGGGCUCUGGUCAUGUCAACAUAUUGAAGGCCACGGAUCCAGGCCUGGUAUACGAAAUCCAGCCACAAGACUACGUGCCUUAUCUAUGUGGAUUGAAUUAUACAGACCAACAGGUGGAAAUAAUCGCGAACCGUCCUGUCAGGUGCUCCGAAAUUUCGAGCAUAUCUGAAGCAGAGUUGAACUAUCCUUCGUUUACAGCUUUGCUUGGAACCGGAAAUACUUCCGAGACAUAUAACAGGACGGUUACCAACGUUGGCGAAGCUAACUCGGUUUACACUGUCGAAACCGGAGGAUUGCCAGGCGUUGACAUGAGGGUUGAGCCCAGUACUCUACAGUUUUCCGGGGUGAACCAGAGGCUAACUUACCAAGUGACGUUCAGCAGAUUGGCCAACGCAAGAAGUGAUAUAGUUGUUCGAGGAUUUCUUACAUGGACCUCUGCCAGGCACUCUGUCCGAAGUCCCCUUGUCGUUAUAUUCGAAUGAUAUUAUACUUUUCUCAGGGAAUCUUGGUAUUAACAAGAUAUAUAUAAAGUUGUAUUGUAUUGGGUGAAUUAUUACGCUCAGUUCUUGGUGUAAGUUCAGAGUAACAAAAAUUGUUCAUUUCUUUUCUCU